Molecule: messenger RNA, 973 nt
Organism: Anopheles cruzii
Lineage: Eukaryota; Metazoa; Arthropoda; Insecta; Diptera; Culicidae
Gene: Roe1
Product: grpE protein homolog, mitochondrial
Exons: 3
Coding region: 92-820 (242 amino acids)
Biological process (GO): protein import into mitochondrial matrix; protein folding
Cellular component (GO): PAM complex, Tim23 associated import motor
Molecular function (GO): protein-folding chaperone binding; protein homodimerization activity; adenyl-nucleotide exchange factor activity
Source: RefSeq, a predicted model, not a curated record
GCAGCGGAGAAGUUCGAUUUCGAUUGUUGUGCACCAUCAGAUUCGGUGCAUCGGUGCAUUUUUCGUGUUCUGUUCCUAAUUCCGAUCCAUCAUGCAUCGCACGAAAGCCGCACUCAGCUUGCUGGUGCGUGUGGACCGUUUACGGUUCUCCACCGGAAGCUACACAUCGAUCGUAAGAAUGCAAUCGACGUUACUCCCAGGACAAACACACAUCCGGCCAAUCCUGUUCUCGAAGGCAAACACAGUAAACACACGCACAAAACGGGAGUUUAGUACCGAAAAGGACACGGCACGUGUCGAGGAACCGAGCGAGGGCGAAAAGAAGCUGACCCUGGAGUUGGAAGAAUUGCGCAAAGAGACGACAGAGCUGAAGGAGCAAGUCAAAACCUUGGAUGAUAAGUACAAACGAGCGCUAGCCGAGAGUGAAAACAUCCGCCGGCGGUUAACGAAACAGAUCGAAGAUGCCAAACAGUUCGGCAUCCAAGGUUUCUGCAAGGAUCUGCUGGAGGUGGCCGACAUUUUGGGCCACGCGACCGAAGCCGUGCCGAAGGAGGAGGUCUCUGAGCGCAAUCCACAUCUAAAAAAUCUCUUCGAGGGCCUCACAAUGACCCGGGCACAGCUUAACAGCGUGUUCCGGCGGCACGGACUGGAGGCGGUUAAUCCGAUGAAUGAAAAGUUUAACCCGAACCUGCACGAAGCCCUGUUCCAGCAGGAGGUGGAAAACGUCGAACCGAACACGGUGGUGGUCGUGAGCAAGAUUGGCUACAAGCUGCACGAUCGCUGCAUACGUCCCGCACUGGUCGGGGUCACGAAGGGAUAACUAGCGAAGGGGGAUGCUGAAAUGGCACUCUGAAAUAUUCCUGACCUUGUUAAUAUUAUUAGGAUGCGGUGGGGCUCCCCUGAGGGAAGUUUGGGUAGCGCAGCAUAUUCCAUAAUAAAUGAAACGCUACAUUGUGUUCUGUGAAUGGACAAC